Camellia sinensis is the source of this 3858-nucleotide messenger RNA. RefSeq lists its product as uncharacterized. Lineage: Eukaryota; Viridiplantae; Streptophyta; Magnoliopsida; Ericales; Theaceae. The record is from RefSeq and is a predicted model, not a curated record.
UCUUACUCCUCCAUGUAGAGUCCUCCUAGGAAUCACAUUCCUGAAAGAUAAUGCUUAUCCUUCAACACCCCCCUCACUGCUUAAACUAAGUGAGAUGGUUUUACCAUGGUUGGAUGUCAAUACAACCGAGAUAACAUAGCCAUGCUAAAACCGCAGACUAGACCGAGCUCCCACUAGCUCGGUUCUUCCUUUCACUGCGUAUACCUCGGUUUGACAUAUUCCAACUGGGUUGUCCGAGACUGCACUAACCACAACGAGCUUAGACCGAGCUAACCAAUAGCAAGGUUCUGAGGAAAGUUUAACAUAUUUCGGCUCAAUAUGGUAUGACUGAGCUAACUGUUACCACUCUGAGUGUGGUGACUGAGCUAACGAUAGAGCUCUCUUGGACCGAGCUAACCCUUACUAGGUCACUUCCAUACCUGGACCAAGCUAACACCUGGACUUCGGUCCACUUACUAAGCCCUCCUUAUUAUGGCCCAUAGAACGGCCCAUUACCUAGUUCGGCCCAAUUUACUCAUAAAUUACCCUCUCAAUUGCCCUUAAUUCCAUCUGCGCAGCAUGAUAGGGAUUACCUGUUACUGGCCGAGCUAAAAAAAGCUUUAGCCUUCCAACCAAGCUAAAAACCUUAGCCUUCUAACCGAGCUAAAAAACCUUAGCUUUCUAACCGAGUCAAAUUUACAUUAUGCUAUCAAUCUGUCCAGUCACAAUGUCUCUUCAGUCUCCAACUGAAUCGAUUUCUAUUCCAAGGACACAUGGCAGACUCAUUAGCCAAAUGCAGUUGUCACGCCGUCUUCGUACUCCGCGUUUUUUUAACAGUCCCGCCUUUUUGUCCUUCCCUCUACACAAAACAAAUCCUUCGUUUUGAAUCUAUCACUCCACUAUUCAUUACUUUCUCUCUCUUCGAACUUCUUCUCCCUUAUUCUCUUGCAACUGUGGAGCUCGUGUUCUUGCUGAUACUACCUCCAUCUUCAGUGUCGUCACCUUUGAACUAGUAAGUGAUUCGAAUCUCCUUCCUUUCUAUUGAUUUCGCACCUCUUAACAUAAAGCAUGUUUAUGUUUUUCAAAGCAUACGUUCCAUUUUCUGGAAAAACCUUUGUAAUAUAACCACUAGUACUUAGGAAUAAACUGAAGAACGAUGUAUCUGAUCCAAAAUAACACAUCAACCGAACUAGGAUACUGUUUGUAUUAUAUGCAAGCCUAGCCACAACCAACAACCGCACUAAAACUUAUGCCAUACUUGCGGUUUCCAUAAGUUGGGGACCUUUUGUUUCUUUUAACCGAGCUAUCGCACCGUACUAGGUUUGCGCAAUACUAAGCUAGAAAGCCUCAAUCACAGACCGAGCUAAAUCUUGGGGCUAAACCAGCUCCCUUAGUUCAAACUGAACUAAGAAUGCUACCCCGAUGGCUCGACCAGGCUGAAGCCCCUUGCUUAAACCGAGCUAAGACUAGAUAGCAUUCCAUGUAACCGAGCUAAAACUUCAUUUAUCUUGCCUAUAUUACUUGUAGCACAGUCCCACGAUCUGUGCUUAACACCUUUCUUUUUCACUUUGCAGACUCUGACUAGGUUGCCCAAGCACUCCUUUGCACGUCCAACUGAGAUACCCUCUAUCUACUUGGCGCCGAGCUAAUACUGCAGGGUAAUUUAUACAUAAUUUAAAUCCUUAUGGGUAAAUAUAGGUUUUUAGUGAACUCACCAGGUGUUAUGGCCGAGUUCCGAAGGGACUACCAUAUCCCUAAUGAUGUUCAUCUCACUCCAGCCGAACUAGAUACCGUACCUUGGGGAAACCCUGGCUUUAUUCUCUUUGCACUUCUUUCCAUUAUAGAAACCGGACUAAGAUUCCCUAUACAGCCCCUCAUUUGCGAGUUCCUCAAACAAACCAACCUUUGCCCAACCCAACUUUCCACAAAUUCAUACCGUAUAAUAAAUAGCAUUGCCGAGCUAAACCGUCGGGCUGGCCUUAACCUCGGUUUAGCCGAGCUCUUUCACCAAUACUCCAUAGAAUCAAAUGAGGACGGGUGGGUUUACUAUUUAAGAAUAAGGCGCCAUCGUGAAAAGAUAAUAAAAGAUACCCCGGAUAAGGAUGUUAACAACGACGAUUUUUUCUCGGUUUUUGGGAAUUUUGAAGAUCAUAAGGCCCAAAUCCCAGGCGACCGAAUAAACUGGGACAAAGGAGUUGCCGGUACAAUUACCUUGGCUUAGUUUUAUGCUUUCUUUUACCUCGGUUUUCAUAAACUGAACCGCACUGACUGUUGUCUUUUUUUACUUCUUGCAGAUAUGAACUUUCUCAAGUCCCAGUACAGUUACCCCAACUUAAACAUACUUCGCACCGCGCUGCGAUAUCCCAAUAGAAGUUAGGCCGAGCUACUAGAAUUUGAACCGACGUAUAGACACAGUAGUAAAUGGAAGACCAGGGUAACUGAUUUUUUGUUGGAAGCCUCUCUUGAACCGGACCUAUCCUUGCCUGAAAUCAACCUAAUCCGACUAACUGCUGAACAAGAAAUGACCAAGAAGAGAGUCAUAAGAGCCCUUUUGACUGAAACAAACCAGCUCGAGGUACCAUCGACCGGCCAAACACAAGAGGCCGUGGUAGCCCUGCCAACCUAUCAGCCUUCAACAUCUCGGCCAAGUAAGCGUACUCGGAUUUCUUCACCCGAGCCACGCCUUGUCGAUGAGGAUGAAAUCGUGCUUCCUCUAACCACAAUUCUAAGCCCACAACCUAAGAGCUCGAACCGAGCUAACUCUUCUGAUUGGGCACCGAAAUUAUCGUACCAGAACUGAGCCAUCCGAGACACAGAUUCAGUGGUGGCUGACAAAGAUCACAUGCUGGACUUCAAUCUGGCUAAGAGCGUGUGUCUGCCCCCUGAUAUGGAUCAUCAUGCCCACCUAACCGAGCUAAAAGCUAUCCGUUCGGCCACAAAAUCAAUGGUGCUAGCCAUGCAGAAGAACCAGAUUGCUCAUAAGCGUGUGCUAGAGCUACGCAAGACAACAAGGCAAGCCUUGGCAGAGGCUGAACAGAAGACGGCCGAGCUAAACGAGGCCAAACAGAAAAUGGUUGAGCUUGAAUUUGAGGUCGCACGCCUCACCGGUGUAGUUAACACAGCUGAAGUGGAGAAGCAAAAAGCUUUGACUGAGCUGAAAGACUAUUACCUGCGUGAGCUUGCCACCAUUGAAGAGAAGAAGACGGCCGAGAUAACUGACCUUGAGAAGAAGAUUGGUGAUGCAGAAGACCGUGGCUUCAAAGAAUGUGAAACAACCUACAUUCUGCAGUGCAAAGCUGCCAAGGAUCUAUUUUUUAAGUGCGGGUGGAAGGCGGCGGUGGAACAGCUCGGUCACGGUCCAGAGACUAAGGUUUUCUUGAACCCUUCAUCGUACUUCAUACCGAGAAGAAAACCCUUCAUCGUACUUCAUACCGAGCUGUAUGGCAGAGUAUGCAGCCGCCAUUCAACAAAAAUUCCUUGAAUCUGAGGAUGAUGAUGAAGAGGCCGUGCCUAAUAAUGCCCCAGUCAUCAAUGAUCCUGUUAUCCAGUCAGCUCGGGGGAACCACCGGUGGAGGACCUGACAACCGAGCUACCAAUUGAAACCGGGCUCCGAGUCGAACUGGAUGCUAAUCUUGACGAUCUGUUUGCUUGACUCUGUAUUUUCUUCUUUUUUUAGAUGCUAACUUUAGGAGUUUUUAUAACCGAGCUAUGGCCCCACCUUUUGUACUUCGUCUUUGCAUUAUCAAUGAAAUCUCUUUUGUUCCAACUGUUAUUUCGGUUAACUGUCAUGCAUGUAACUUUCUAACUGUAAUCUAAAUGAAGUAUAAUAUUCUCAGGCUGAGAUACCUUAUCCUGGUCAUAACUUUACAAUCUGACUGG